AUGGCAGACAAAAAGCCCUCAGACCCAACACAAACAAACCCGCGGGGCAUUCCUGUGGCUCCCUUCGUCGACAACGUCUCCGACUAUGUCUCCUCCCGCGCAGACGUCGAACCGACGAUGCGCUCAUUUCAAGAAAUGAUUUCAAAGUACCAAUUCAUGGAAGUCAACACCUCGCGGCGCGCUGCCGGGCUGCGCGAGAAGAUCCCCGAUAUUAAGAAAACGCUGGAGAUGGUCACGUUCUUGAAGGCGCGGAAAGAAAGUUCGUCUGCGACACCGCUCGAGACAAAUUUCGAGCUGAACGAUACGCUCUAUGCGCGUGCGACCGUCGACCCCGCACAUACGGAAGAGGUGUAUCUUUGGCUAGGAGCUAAUGUUAUGCUGGCUUAUCCGAUUGCGGAGGCGCAGGCAAUGUUGGAGGACAAGUUGGCGGCUGCGGAGCAGAGUCUAGCAAACUGUGAUGAAGAUUUAGAGUUUCUGAGGGAGCAGAUUACGACGUUGGAGGUUGCUACAGCGCGCGUGUAUAAUUGGGAUGUGGUGCAGAGGCGGAAAGAGAGGGCUGAGGGUAAGGAGGAGACCUCAUAA
This is a messenger RNA of Aspergillus nidulans FGSC A4, 582 nucleotides long. RefSeq names its product tubulin-binding prefolding complex subunit PAC10. Gene Ontology annotation, biological process: protein folding. Gene Ontology annotation, cellular component: prefoldin complex; cytoplasm. The transcript has 3 exons. NCBI's taxonomy places the organism in Eukaryota, Fungi, Ascomycota, Eurotiomycetes, Eurotiales, Aspergillaceae. The coding region runs from base 1 to 582 and encodes 193 amino acids. The record is from RefSeq and is a predicted model, not a curated record.